Messenger RNA from Lasiosphaeria miniovina, 1858 nucleotides. RefSeq lists its product as uncharacterized. NCBI's taxonomy places the organism in Eukaryota, Fungi, Ascomycota, Sordariomycetes, Sordariales, Lasiosphaeriaceae. The record is from RefSeq and is a predicted model, not a curated record. The transcript has 8 exons. Bases 195 to 1658 code for a protein of 487 amino acids.
GCCAAUCAUUACAAGCAGCACAAGCUCGCUUCUGGCUCUUUGCAUCACCACGAUAGGGAAGGUGUUCUCAUUCCAUUUGAAAGCUUUGCCCACCACCUAUUGUUAAGGCAGAUUCAAAUCUUUCACCCUCAUUUACAAUUACCAUCUCGCAAGUUGUAAUUGUAACUAAAUCUGUACCUUAUCCCACAUUGGCAAUGUAUACUUUUAUGUUUAACGAACAGACUGGUCCGGGAGACAGGUAUCCGGUGGAUAUCAACUGCUAUGCGCCAAUUGGAGAGGAUCUCAGUUUGUGCGACCGGAAGUUGAGCGAGGAAUCAUUAAAGCUCUUCCAGAUAUCUGGAGGCGGUAUCGAUGUCUUACGACAAAACGAAGCGCUACCACAGACGCAAUGUCAGCGAAGCUAUCUCACCAGCAAAGAGAUUGAAGAACAUGGAAUCCUUGAGCACCUACGAGGGGACUCAUGGCAGCAUUUGAUCUUCGUUGUCCGGCCGACCUUUUCGUGGAGUCAGUUGUGUAUUACAGAGCUCGCAUUUCGUACUUUGCUGUCUACUUUGCGAGUCUUCACCCCCUUCCUCCAGGUAGUCCAUGCUUUUGGGACGAAAACGAACGACAAGCAACGAGCGAGAGAUUUGGCUUUCUGUCGGGUGCUAUCUUCGGCAUACGAGUUCUGCUACAAUAUUCGCUACUUCGAGUUAAACAAACGAGGACGGGGCAAUCCAUGGUCGCUCCGACAAACCGGCGUCUAUCAAAAGUGCCUGGCUAAUAGGCAAUCCGCAUGGCUUCUCCUUGACUCUUCGAACUAUAUUGCAGACCGCAUAUUAGCAGCAUUUGGGCAACAAAACAGGUGGAUCCAUGAAUCCUGCAAAGUUUCACAGCUGUUGCCUCACCUUUUCAUCUUUUCGGCUGCGACUAGGAACUGGGAUCUAUACAUCGAGAAUCUGCGUCAAAAAUCCAUGAUAUUUGAUGAGAAAGCAUAUUCAUCCCGUUUUAACGAAACCUACUUAGAUGAUUACAAACUUUUAUUCUCCGACGUCCAGGAAAUAAUCUCACUAAAUGAGACGAUUACGUUAGCACUCACUGUUAUAAAAGGGCAAAGACGUGCGUUUUCGGAGUACAGCAACCUACACGCGAGGUCGAAUAAGAGAAAGUCAGGGUGUCACAAUUGUGACAUCGUGAGUACACUGGAGAUGCUGAAGGCUAAGCUCCAACAUCACCACGAAGCUAUGACGAUUUUGGAACGGGCGACUUCGAGGACCACAAUUUUGCUUUCUGCUAUACUGCAAACCCGGGCGAACGACCAUCUGCGAGCUACCAUGGCUACCAUUCGGACGGACACCACAAAAAUCCAAGGGCAGCUCGGUCAGACAUGUCUAGAUAUGAGCCAUUUGCUGCAAGUUAGUAAGCAGGGACAUCAAGAUGCUACCAAAAUCAAAAUACUCGGCCAGGUUGCAACUCUAUUUCUUCCAGCAUCUCUCAUAGCUUCUCUUUUCAGUUCUACUAUGUUCAGUGAUUCCAAUAACAGCAUUUCGUAUAUAGCCUUGUACUUUGAAAUCACUCUCCCGCUCGUAUUAGCCACUCUUUUUCUCCUCAUUCUCCUCGAGAAGGGCUUGCCUAAGGGUACGCAAGUGCUACCCUUCUUCCGGGAUCUCAUCAAAUAACUUCUACCAGGUACAGGCCAUGAAAACUGGAGCUAUCUGGCGGGGAAUAACAGCAGCACUAUUAGUACUAUAUUGUCCGAAAGAGGAAGGAUUGUUCGAAUCUCUGGUUUUAUAUUGUUGGAUUCACCAGGGUACCGGUACUGGACUCAACAGGGCGUGGCUGCACGCCGAAAACUGGUGGUUCAAGUGAUGGAUUGUAG